GGGCGAGGUAUCGAUCAAGAUUCCCCUCACUUACUACGCAUGAUAACUUUGAAAGAUAUGCAUCGGAACACGACCAGCCCCAAGUCCUUCAUGGCUUGCUUAUAUAGCCCACCGCCGGUCCCAAUCUGGACGACAAUAUCUUGCCUAAGCAACAAUACUUCCUAAAUCGCUCCCUGAAAGCAUGGCCAACUCCGAAGUUAGGGCGGCCUUCCCCGACCGCUCCCAAUUCUCCGGGUUCAUGAAGCCUUGUCGGAUGGAAGGGGAGGUGUCCCAAUUGGAGAUCCUGGGCGAAUUGCCCAAGGAGAUCGACGGGGUGUUCUACCGCGUGAUGCCCGAUCCGCAACUGCCUCCAUUUAUUGAGAAUGACCCGUGGUUCAAUGGAGACGGCAAUGUGUCCGCCUUCCGGUUCAAGGACGGCAAGGUCUCGUACAAGCAGCGCUACGUGCGGACCGAGAAAUUCGUGCGCGAGCGCGAGGCGGGACGAGCUCUGAUCGGCAAAUACCGCAACAAAUUCACCGACGCCGUGGAAUUCCAAGUCCGCAGCACCGCCAACACGAACGUCGUCCACUUCAACGGGCAGCUGCUCGCCCUGAAGGAGGACUCGCCCCCGUACGCCAUGGACCCGAUCACCCUGGCGACCAAGGGGCUGUACGACUUCGAGGGCCAGCUUCCCAGCGUGACCUUCACCGCACACCCCAAAGUCGACCCGCGGACGGGCGAGAUGGUCUGCUUCGGGUACGAGGCGCGCGGGGACGGCACGCCGGACGUAUGCUACUACAGCAUCAGCCGCGAUGGACGAUUCACCGAGACGGUGUGGCUGGUGGCGCCCGUGGUGGCGAUGAUCCACGACUUCGCCGUCACCGAGAACUGGGUGGUGUUCCCGCUGAUCCCGCAGCUGUGCGACCUGGGGCGGAUGCAGCAGGGGGGCGAGCACUGGGAAUGGAGCCCGGAGACCCCGCUGUACCUGGGGGUGCUGCCGCGGCGGGGCGCGCAACCCACCGACGUGAGGUGGUUCCGCUACCGGAACGCCUUCCCGGGCCACGUCGCCAACGCCUUCGAGGACGGCGGCAAGCUGCACGUCGACCUGGGCCUCAGCGAGCAGAACGUCUUCUUCUGGUGGCCCGACGCCGCCGGGAACGCCCCGGAGCCCAGCACGAUCUGCUCGCGGCUCGUGCGCUUCACCAUCACCAUCACCACCAUCAACCCUCCUCCCACUGCCGCUGCCGCUGCCGCUGGGUCGGAUGGAAACCUCGACCUCCCCGCCCCGCGCAUCCUUCACGCCGACAACUCGGAAUUCUACCGCAUCGACGACCGCUUCGCCAUGCAACCCUACCGCCACUGCUUCUUCGAUCUGAUGGACCCCGCCCGCGGCACCGACUUCGCCCGCAUCGGCCCCAGGCUCGGCGGUGGCGCUCCCUUGUACAACUCGCUGGCGCACUAUGACAACCAUACCGGCAGGACGGAGGUCUACUUCCCCGGGCCCGUGCAUAUGGUCCAGGAGCCCGUGUUUAUUCCGCGCGAGGGGUCGACCGUCGAAGGGGAUGGGUAUGUGUUGGCCCUGGUCAGCAACUACGAUACCAUGGCCAGUGAGCUGCAUCUCCUCGAUACCAGGGAUUUCACGCGCGCCAAGGCCAAAAUCUUGCUCCCUGUGCGGCUGCGCCAGGGCUUGCAUGGCAGCUGGGUUGAUGGGAAGGAUGUUCCGUUGCCGGUGGCGUAG
Molecule: messenger RNA, 1717 nt
Organism: Aspergillus aculeatinus CBS 121060
Lineage: Eukaryota; Fungi; Ascomycota; Eurotiomycetes; Eurotiales; Aspergillaceae
Product: carotenoid oxygenase family protein
Exons: 3
Coding region: 182-1717 (511 amino acids)
Biological process (GO): carotene catabolic process
Molecular function (GO): carotenoid dioxygenase activity
Source: RefSeq, a predicted model, not a curated record